GCUGAGCGGGACCCUUCAUUUUAGUCUGUGAAAACCCGACGAAAGCGAGAUAAUCGCUCGUCGCUUGUCUAGAAUUGGGACAAAAUGCGCCUUGCGAUUGACACUACCGUUCGGGCGCAGUGAAUAAGUCGGGCUAUAGUCCGUCCGAGGGCCUCCUCAUCUAAUAAAAAGACGAGGAUGCCCCUACACCCGCGCUCGCGUUGUGUUUUUCGUUUCGUCUGUUUCCGUAGGUGACUUGCCGUUAUCCGUAACCUGCUGGGGUUGAAUAGCACCUCGAUAUACUUGACGUAGGAAAUAUAGGCGUCCAAUAUCGACUAUUAGGUCUCCCCUCAGGCAUUAGCAUGGCGACCCUCCUGUCUGCAGCGGUGUUCAUCACCGCUGCUCAAGCCUUGGCUUUCGAUGGAAGGCCAGCCCAGCCAACUUUUGGUGUUAUACCGAACCCGACCUUUCAACUACCCGCGAUCACGAUUCCGCCAAGUAUUCACGAGUUGGCCAAGAGACAAGGCGGAGAUACGGUUCUCGUAGGCCCGGAUAACACAUGCGGUUUCUUCGAUGGACGACCUGGUGCUGUAUAUAGUUGUAACGGAAAAGAUGUAACCUGUGCCUUGGUUACCACGUCAACAUACGGUGCUGUCGCCUGUUGUGAUGGCGACGAGUGCGGUCUCCGAGUCGCUUGCAUUGACUACAAGGAGUUUAUGUUGUCAAGUGCUUGUGACGGCGGUUGUGUUCAAGAUACAUACACCGUCAAGUGUACCAGAGCAAGCGCGCCGUAUUGCGGUACUGUCACAUUCUCCAACGGUAUCCAGGAUUUCUACUGCGAUACCGUUUCCGACUCAACACCGCAACAGCUCUACACCACUUACCAUGGCGAAACUGAUGGCCGAUCCUUCACGCCUGUUGUUGUCACGCUAUCGGAUGACACGUCUACUUCGAAGCCAACCCAGACUACUGCAGGAGACGACGACGAUGACGACACAGAUACUCACCCGUCUACCAGUGGUUCCGCAAGUCAAACUUCGGGAGGCAAUAACGACAAUAGCAACGAGGAAUCAGACAAUUCCAAGAAUAGCGCCAAGAAGUCUUCAUCGACCAACGUUGGUGCUAUUGCCGGUGGUGUCGUAGGUGGUGUAGCCGGUCUCGCAUUGAUCGGUGUUGGUAUUUUCUUCCUAGUCCGCCACAACAAAAAGAAGAAGGCAGAUGCUGCAGCUGCCGCCGCUGCUAACCCCCAAAUGCAAGGACCUGGUGGACCGGGCAGCCCGCCCAUCGCCGGUGCCCCUGGUUUCCCGCAACAACCACAACCUCCUUACAACCCACACUACAGCCAACAGUACCCUCUCCAGGGACAACCAGGUUACUACCCCGACCCCACGAAGCCUGGUGGUUUCGCGACCGUAGCGCCUGCACAGCUACCCGAUCGCAAUGACUCGACAAGUCCUAUGUCAGAUGGUCGCCACAGCAUGCAACCUCCCACAAGCCCGACCUCGACACUACACUCUGGAUGGAACCAAAACCAACAAGCCGGAGCAUACGGUGUUCAGCAACAAAAUACACCCCCUCCCAACGCCGUCAACGUCCCUCCCACCGUGCACGAAGCCGGUGGUAAUGUAGUAGGCGAACGGGAUUACAACGCGAAUCACCACGGUCAGUUACACGAGUUAGGUUAAGACACCAACUCCUACUAAAAAGAAACUCUACGAGGGAAUAGUAAAAGGGUCUUCUAUUCUUAUGAAGGAACUAGUUACAUAAAUUCGUUUUUAAUUUACUUCGUGUUGAUAUUGGGAUCAUAUAGCUAGCAUUGCAUUAUGGGAGUUUUAUUUGUUACUAGUUUUAUAGUCUGCAUAGGGGCAUUUUAAGGAGGAAGAAAAAGAGAGUAAAAUGAAAUGAAUAAGAUUAGAAGCGAUUUUCAUAUCAAUAAUCUAUAUCCUGAAUUGUAGUCAUUCGUAGGGAGUUAUGUGUGUAAUU
This is a messenger RNA of Hypoxylon trugodes, 1962 nucleotides long. RefSeq lists its product as uncharacterized. NCBI's taxonomy places the organism in Eukaryota, Fungi, Ascomycota, Sordariomycetes, Xylariales, Hypoxylaceae. Bases 342 to 1664 code for a protein of 440 amino acids. The record is from RefSeq and is a predicted model, not a curated record. The transcript is spliced from 3 exons.